This is a messenger RNA of Toxorhynchites rutilus septentrionalis, 1476 nucleotides long. RefSeq lists its product as uncharacterized. Bases 148 to 1071 code for a protein of 307 amino acids. The record is from RefSeq and is a predicted model, not a curated record. NCBI's taxonomy places the organism in Eukaryota, Metazoa, Arthropoda, Insecta, Diptera, Culicidae. The transcript has 5 exons.
AAGAGAAAUGAAAUGCUGGAAAUGGGUCAGCAUAUAUAAAGACAAGUUCAAGGCAAAUGCGGUUUCAGAUAUUUCUUAUUAGCUGUGCAGAUAGCAGGUACCUGCAAGAAGUCGUGAAAAAUUAGCAGAAGAUUAUAGUGAAACAGAAUGUUAUCGAAUAUCGCAACAGGCUGGAUGAUAUUAUCCAUUCUCAUUUGUAAUUUGGUUCUUACAAACACGUAUCCCCAAUAUGAUAAUGUGUUUGCUCCAUCACAAUCCCAAGAACAACACAAUUACUACACAAACCCACAAUUGAACCGAAAGUUUGCAGAAAAGCCAAAUAGUAUCAAAAAAGUGGCUUUGGAUGACAUCGAUGAUAUUCAAACAAACCAGAUUCAAGACGGAGGCUUUUCUUGGUCUAAUAUGUUGGGAGUGCUCAUGCAGAUGAUGUUCAAUGGCGGAAAUACGGCUCCAACCAAGUCCGAUGACAUCGAUAACAGUGGAAGUUUCUCUCAAUCGCCAUGGGCUAAUGUAAUCUCAGUAGGACUGAAAAUCAUCACUGCCAUUCUCGGAGGAGGAGGUGCAAGCGACGGUAUUGAUAAAGUGGAUAACGGAAACUCGCCGAUGCAGAAUGUUCUCGCGGCCGUGUUUACAGCAAUGUUCGGUGCAAAGGACCCAGACCAAGUGAAUACUAUGGCCAAGCAAGCAGGAGAGUUCCUCAAUAUUGUCGUAACCCUACUGGAUGCUUUGAAAACAUCGUUCUCUCAUAGAUCGUUGGCGGCCAGAAAUCUAGGAAAAAAAGACUCGUUCAGCGAUGCGGCUAUUGCAAGUAUUAUUGUGUUGAAGACCUACGCUCGAUCAUAUCGUCAACCAGAGGACAAAUGUCUACAGAAGCAUAUUUGCGAUGCAAAUAAUGACUGCAUGAACGCAAUUGGAGGUUCUAGUAUAUUCUGCCAACUAGGAAACUACGCUACUAGCUAUGUUAUCGAAAGACAGUUCUCAAAAUCCUUCGAAGCCCUUUACGAAGCAGGACGAAAUGGUCGGAUGGGACUGAACUGUCGACAGCUGUACUUGGACUGCAAUGAAAUUUAAUUUUGGUUGAAAACCAAAGUUACCUGAAGGCGUUUGAACGAAACGAAUGGAAAAUAACUUAAGGUUGAUGGAACCACAGCAAAUAUUGCUCGAAUUAAUGAUUUUUAAGUCCUAAUUAUUCAUAUAACUAUGUAAACAUGUUUAUUUAUUUAUUUAUGUUUUUAUUUAAGUUCACACAAACAAAUUUCACAUGUUACGUGAAAUGUUGAAGCAUAUAUUUAUGUUCGCCAAUCCAAACUUGUAAACUACAACGUCGAAGUAAUGAAUGAAGAAAAAAAAUAAGUCUACAAAACUUUUACAAAAUGUAGACUUAAUUAAAAUACCUUAAUCGAAAAAUAACGACAUAUGUAACAUUACAAGUCAAAACAAAUAACAUUGUGUUUUGUCAAUAAAUCCGGAAAUCUA